Messenger RNA from Durio zibethinus, 2623 nucleotides. The record is from RefSeq and is a predicted model, not a curated record. Lineage: Eukaryota; Viridiplantae; Streptophyta; Magnoliopsida; Malvales; Malvaceae.
UUUAAUUGAAAAUUUUGUUUUUUAUUUUUAGUAUUUAUUUUUUUUUCAAAUUUUUAUUGGAAUUUGUUAGAUAUUUUUCCAUAAUAUGAAAGGCUUUAUAAGGAACUGACUAGAGUAAUCAAUAUAUCACUAUAUGAAUCUGAAAGUAUUUAUUUUCCUUUUCCGUUUAAUUGAUCUGUAACUGAACAAUCCUAACUUUUGGAUAGAACUGAUGUUGUGAUUGGGGCUUGUUGACAAUGGAUUCUGCAAGGAGUUGGUUUAAGAAAUUCCAACAUAAGAAUGAAAAAAUAGAAAAUUCACCAAAGAAAAAAAAGGAAAUUGAGAAUGAAAAGUAUGCACAUAAGCCUCCCAUCCAUGGGGUUGGGGCACCUUCAGCUGCCACCAAACAGAAGGUUGACGCUGCUAAGCAGUAUAUUGAGAAACACUACAAAGCUCAGAUGAAGAAUUUGCAGGACAGAAAGGAAAGACGUUGGAUGUUAGAGAGGAAACUUGCUGAUGCUGAUGUAACUGCAGAAGAGCAAAUGAGUAUGCUUAAAUUUUUAGAGAAACAGGAAACAGAAUACAUGCGCCUUCAAAGACACAAGAUGGGUGUUGAUGACUUUGAACUGCUGACCAUUAUAGGGAGGGGUGCAUUUGGAGAGGUAAGAAUUUGUAAAGAAAAAUCUACUGGAAAUGUGUAUGCCAUGAAAAAGCUCCAAAAAUCUGAGAUGCUUCGCAGAGGCCAGGUCGAGCAUGUUAAAGCAGAAAGGAAUCUCCUUGCUGAAGUUGACAAUGAAUGCACUGUCAAGCUCUACUGCUCUUUUCAGGAUGAUGACUUUUUGUAUCUUGUAAUGGAAUAUCUCCCUGGGGGCGAUCUGAUGACAUUACUGAUACGGAAGGAUACCUUAACUGAGGAUGAGGCAAGGUUUUAUGUUGGCCAGACGGUUCUUGCAAUUGAAUCCAUCCACAAGCACAACUACGUCCACAGGGAUAUCAAGCCUGAUAAUUUAUUGCUUGACCGUAAUGGCCAUAUGAAGCUCUCGGAUUUUGGAUUGUGUAAGCCCCUUGAUAGUAGCAGCUUUCCAGACCUUAGAGAGGAUGACCAUGGAGGGGGAAGAAACUUUAAACCCUCAAUGGAGAUUGGUAAACAUUCUAAUCUUCCUACUACACCAAAGCGGACACAACAGGAGCAGUUGUUACAUUGGCAAAAGAAUAGGCGAACAUUGGCUUACUCGACAGUUGGUACUCCUGACUACAUUGCCCCAGAAGUGUUGUUGAAGAGAGGAUACGGGAUAGAGUGCGAUUGGUGGUCGCUUGGGGCAAUUAUGUUUGAGAUGCUUGUAGGAUAUCCACCUUUCUAUUCUGAAGAACCUUUGUUGACGUGCAGAAAGAUUGUAAACUGGAGAACACGUUUGAAAUUCCCUGAAGAAGCCAAGUUAUCUGCUGAAGCUAAAGAUCUCAUUCGUAAACUCCUUUGCAAUGUUGAGCAGAGGCUUGGAACCAAAGGAGCUCAUGAAAUAAAGGCACACCCAUGGUUCAAAGAUAUUGAUUGGAACAGAUUAUAUCAGAUGGAAGCUGCUUUUAUACCAGAGGUUAACGGUGAUCUAGAUACGCAGAACUUUGAAAAGUUUGAAGAGUUGGGGGCUCAAGUACAAACUUCAACAAAAUCAGGUCCCUGGAGAAAGAUGCUUUCAUCGAAGGAUGAGAAUUUCAUUGGUUAUACAUACAAGAAUGUUGAGAUUGUCAAAGAGCAUCAUCUUCCAGGCAUUGGUUCGUCUGAGUUGAAGAAGAAAAGCAAUGCACCUAAGAGACCUUCUGUGAAGUCAUUGUUUGACACUCCAGGACCUCCUGAUCUCACCGCAAAAGGAAGAUUUCUUAACAAUUUGUCAGCUCAAUUAGAGGUAUCUGAAAGCCCGGUGUCUGAACAUCAAUCUAAUAGAACCACACAAUAUUUUCGGAAACCAUUGCAAAUAUAGCAGAAAUGAUGGUUUCUAUAGGUAAAUUUUUCAUAGCAAAUUGGGAAUAGAAAUCAUUUUCAACAUUGCUAAUAGGCAAUACCAUAGGUUGAGUCAUCAUAUACUUUAAAAAAUUCUUCUUUGUUUAGUAUUAAUCACAUUUGAAAAUAGCAUAUAUGGUCAUUCUUGGUACAUCAUAUAUAGAUGGGGCGGUUGGCUUUCUUCCUGUAAAUCCUUUCAACCUGUGCUUUUGGAGUAGAUUCAUUAGCUAUGUUUAUAUUGCAUAUAGAAGAAGAUGAGAACUGAUUAGUCUAGGUAGUUCUUUAUUUUCCCAUCACACCAGUAGAUAUAGAAUUAAAUUAUUUAUACAGAUGUUAUCUCAUAAAUGUUCUGUCUCUUUUUUUCUUAAUUAGAUUGUUGUACAUCUUAAUAUUAACUAUAGUUGACUUUUGGUGGGAUAUACGUUUCAGUAAUUUUGACCACUCAAAAAUAUUUAAGCUCGUUUAUAACAUUAUAUAUAUAUAUAUAUAUGUAUGUAUAUGUAUGAAUGCUGGUUGUAUGUAUAGUUUUACUAAAUGAUAGAUUAAGUUGCACUUUAGCAUUUGAUUCAAUGGCGGGUAGAUAUUUCCCCUCUGCUUGAAGAGCUUGUCCUGAAUGUUUCAACUCUUUAACGAAAUUAAAAAAUAAAA